This is a messenger RNA of Laccaria bicolor S238N-H82, 750 nucleotides long. RefSeq lists its product as uncharacterized. Lineage: Eukaryota; Fungi; Basidiomycota; Agaricomycetes; Agaricales; Hydnangiaceae. Bases 1 to 750 code for a protein of 249 amino acids. The transcript has a single exon. The record is from RefSeq and is a predicted model, not a curated record.
AUGAGCGAAUCGCUCAGGGAUACGUCUAUCGAGAUCUUGUCGCCUCCAAAACUUCAAACGCCGGGCCAAGGCUUUUUGAGUUUGCAGGAUCCCCACUGUUAUGGGAUGCAAGAAGUCCCAUCCGCUUCCCAGGAGAGAAAUCGCGUCGCUGCGAUACUUCGUAGUCGAAAUGAAAACAUGUUACAAAAAGGAUCCUCCACCCUUGAGACCGCAACGAUAGACUCUGGUGACGCGGAAACCUCACCACAACUCUUCGCCCACCUGGAGCAUGGUUUGGCCUACACGGUGGGCUCCGCGCUAGGAUCCACACCGCCUUCGACAGGGAGCUGCCUUUCCGCGUUUCUCGUGCCCAACAGCGCUAAGCUGACCGCAGGCGCAAGAGCCUGGUCGAAGCACUCGCACCGCUCGCAACCCGUCGACGAGACAGAGAAAGACAAGCGGAAACGUAGCACUGGAUGGUGGGGGACCCCUUCUGGACCUGUCGCCAUGAUCAACGAACGAGCGUUGGCGUUAUUCUGGAAAGUAAUGGAUUCUGCAACGUGGAGGAACUUGCACUGGCUUCCACAUCAAAUUUUGGUGUAUGAAGUGAGAGUGGCAGAAGGUUAUGGCAUGCGGUGGUCGCAAGACCAAAGUGAGGAGGCUAGGGAGUUGGAGGGAUUGUCAAAGGAGACUCGACCUUGGAUAUUUCGGGGUUUUGUGGAACCAAAGAUGGAAAAUGGACAUGAAGUUGGCUGGAAACAUCCUACUUGA